CUGGGGGGACGUGCCGGAAGUGGCGCGCUCAGGUCCGUACUAACGCCCUCCCCGCCACCAACCCCCAGCGAAGGAGGUGCGCAUGCUCGAAGGGAGCGGAAGCUCGGAUUUCCGGCUGGCUGGAGCGUGAAAGUGCGGGUUCCUGGCUUCCGGGUGGGCGUGCGUGCGGGGUGUGCGAGCUGGUGGCCGGCGGGGCGGCCGGAGGACGGGGCCAUGGAGAAGCUGCGGCGCGUCCUGAGCGGCCAGGACGACGAGGAGCAAGGCCUGACGGCGCAGGUCCUGGAUGCUUCCUCCCUUAGUUUCAACACCAGAUUGAAGUGGUUCGUCAUAUGCUUUGUUGCUGGCGUUUUCUGUUCAAUCCUUGGAACUGGUUUGCUGUGGCUCCCCAAUGGCAUAAAACUUUUUGCAGUAUUUUACACCCUUGGAAACCUUGCGGCACUGGCCAGCACGUGCUUCCUAAUGGGCCCUGUGAAGCAACUGAAGAAAAUGUUUGAAACAACAAGACUGCUCGCCACGGUUGUCAUGCUUCUGUGCUUCGUGUGUACCCUGUGUGCCGCCCUGUGGUGGCGGAAGAAGGGGCUGGCCUUACUCUUCUGCAUCUUGCAGUUCCUGUCGAUGACGUGGUACAGUCUGUCCUACAUCCCGUAUGCAAGGGACGCGGUGCUCAAGUGCUGCUCGUCGCUCCUCAGCUGAAAGUCUACUCAGGAGAGGUGCUUGGGAGUGACGCAGAUUCCACUCCAGAGACGGGGCUGCGGCCUCAGACCACACCGUGCAUGUGCAUGCGCGGUGGACUGCACUUACAUAGCCUCUGCCCCCUGACCCUUAGCCUGUUCUUCCAGAGAUGAGACCAGAAUUGUCGACACUUGUAAAUAAUUUUUACUCAGUUUUUAAUCUUUACAGACAACUUCUGAAAUGUGAAUAUUUAAGGUGUAAACCUGUGUUGUAAGAUAUAUCCGGCUCAUUUGGCUUUUUAAGUGGUCUACUAUUUUAAAAGAUUUUUUUAACUUUAAAAAUGUGAAACUUUAUAUAUACUUUAAGCUUAAAAUUACUUACGUGUAAUAAAAAGUAAUAUAUGUAUCUACAGUUUUGAAAUAAACCUGCUCCUGGAAAUGUA
Molecule: messenger RNA, 1114 nt
Organism: Mesocricetus auratus (golden hamster)
Lineage: Eukaryota; Metazoa; Chordata; Mammalia; Rodentia; Cricetidae
Gene: Sft2d1
Product: SFT2 domain containing 1
Exons: 8
Coding region: 214-693 (159 amino acids)
Biological process (GO): vesicle-mediated transport
Cellular component (GO): membrane
Source: RefSeq, a predicted model, not a curated record